Molecule: messenger RNA, 897 nt
Organism: Linum tenue
Lineage: Eukaryota; Viridiplantae; Streptophyta; Magnoliopsida; Malpighiales; Linaceae
Source: the annotation of a GenBank genome assembly
GUGAGUAACAUUGCCACUUGGAUUUAACUUAGAAAAUACAAAAUACAAAAGAAAAGGAAAAGGAAAAAGAACAUAAAAAUAAAAAUUCCCUAAAAAAUCUCCUCCCUACAUAUCUCUCUAUUUCCGAUCUCUCACUCUCUCUGCCUCUCAAAGUCCACCGGCCGGCAUAUGAAAUUCCCCUUGCCAUCUCUCUAAAUCCCCCUCGUCUUUGCACUUGCAUACACACCCCCACCACACCCACGAUGAAAUUUCCCGGCCUGGGUUCUCGUCUGUUUUUGGAAUUGGGAUGGAUUGCCGACUUGGAUCCUCCGAUUCAAAUGAACCCCUCAAUCGGAGCAUCGAGAUUCAAAGCGUCGUUCCAGAACUAUCAGUGGGAAGAGGUGGUGCCGGCAAACCGAGCUUGUGGUGAUUGUCAAGGACGGAGAAGAAGCAGAGGACUCCGAGAGCAGCCGAUUCUGGUUGCCAGAAGAGGAAUCGUUAGGGAUGCUUGGAGCUCCGACGAUGAUGAAUUCUACUACUUCUUUUGGCAUAGAUUCGGCUCCCAAAAUCCCGAGCUCUACCUUUUGGGUCGUGCACCAGUAGCAGCUCCAAUGGGGAAAUAUGGGAAGAAGAAGAUGUUGUACUUUGAGUUUUUUUGUUUUGGAAUUGGGAUGAUUUCUUUUGGGGUUUUCUGUUGAUUGAAUUGGGGGUUUUGUUGUUGGGGAGAGGAAGAUGGUUGCAUAAUCAGAUUAGGGGUUCUUUGGAUUGGAUUAUGGAUUUUUUUUGUUGGGGGUAAAAGGGGGCUAGAUUAGAGAGACGGGAGAAGGAGAGUUCUAACUCUACAAAAUUAUUGUUUUUUAAAAAUGUAAAAUAUGACGUGGCGAUUAUGUGACCUGUGAGUCUAGGUGGACAUGACAU